GUCUAUCGAUGUUUCUGUGACAGGCUACAAGUCGACCACCCCACCCAAACCUUAAAGUUUGAGGUUAUUUGGAGUUUUUUGUGACGAAUAUGACAGCCAUAAGUGGAAAUGCAUCAUUUCUCGGUUUUAAUGUUCUUUCCACCGGCGGCGCGAACAUGAAAAAAAAAUGAUGUCCGGCGAUGCGCGCGCGGCCGUUCCCGCCGCUUUCUCCACGUCCUGGAAGCGCGCGCCUCAACGGCUCGCGACCUGCCCGCGCCCGCUCUCGGCCUCCAUGGCAACGGCGCCGACGCACACCUGCCUGGCGCUCCGAGUCGGUCCCGCGCCGCCGAGCGAAGCUGCUGCGAUCUGCUACCGUUUGUCCGCCCUGUGAGUAAUGGCGUGGACGGGAGAUAAUUGCGCGCGAGCGCAGCCGUGGAGCCCGCGCGAUCAAAGCGUGCAGAUCAUUCAGCAACCAGUCCCACAGCAACCCACGACUGUCUUCCAGCACAUUCCGUCAGCCAUGACAUGUCCAUCCCCACCCUUUUGUCCAGGACGUGUCAAGGAAGAUCUGGUGGAGCUCAUGAUGAUCCAGAACACCCAGAUGCACCAGGUGAUCAUGAACAACAUGACCAUGUGGGUGCUCGGGUCCUUCGGCUACUCCCAAGCUCCUCCGGCUGCGGAGACUAUUAGAUACCCGGUGCUUGUGGAGAACGAGCCCCCGGAAGUCUUUCACCAUUACUACGAGCCUGCCCCUUUCCCCGCCUACGUUGCCUGGAUGCCGCCACCUCAGCCUCAGCCUGCUGUAGUCUACCAGAACGGUGCAGACCUUCAGGACCCGGUACCCGCAGCCCUCCAAGACAGGAGUGCCGUCCCUGCGCUGCCCCCCUCCCGGUGCCACUGGGAUAGUGGGGGCAAACACCCCCCCAGCAACAGGUAUCCAUCACAUGAUCCAUCUGCAUGCAUAUUUAUGAGUAUAACACUCGCUCCUACAAAGAAGCCCAAUCGAUCACACGCAUCGAUCCAUCCCAAUAGCCCAGUACCUACCGGAGCAGAAAGCAGCGCAUUGGGGAGCCCCGUGGUUACAGCAUGA
Messenger RNA from Scleropages formosus (Asian bonytongue), 1069 nucleotides. Its product is annotated as proline-rich protein 29-like. The transcript is spliced from 5 exons. The record is from RefSeq and is a predicted model, not a curated record. NCBI's taxonomy places the organism in Eukaryota, Metazoa, Chordata, Actinopteri, Osteoglossiformes, Osteoglossidae. Bases 374 to 1069 code for a protein of 231 amino acids.